Chanos chanos (milkfish) is the source of this 1296-nucleotide messenger RNA. RefSeq names its product TEA domain family member 3 a (gene tead3a). NCBI's taxonomy places the organism in Eukaryota, Metazoa, Chordata, Actinopteri, Gonorynchiformes, Chanidae. Gene Ontology annotation, molecular function: DNA-binding transcription factor activity, RNA polymerase II-specific; RNA polymerase II cis-regulatory region sequence-specific DNA binding. The transcript has 12 exons. Gene Ontology annotation, cellular component: transcription regulator complex. The record is from RefSeq and is a predicted model, not a curated record. Gene Ontology annotation, biological process: positive regulation of transcription by RNA polymerase II; hippo signaling; embryonic organ development. Bases 79 to 1296 code for a protein of 405 amino acids.
UCCAACAAGUGGUGCAGUGGCAGCAGCAGCCCAGGUCAGGGCCGGGGGGACGAUGGGCCGGACGGGCUGGACAAGGCCAUGGAUGGGGACGCGGAGGGGGUAUGGAGCCCAGACAUCGAACAGAGCUUCCAGGAGGCUCUGGCUAUCUACCCACCCUGUGGCCGCAGGAAGAUCAUCCUCUCAGAUGAGGGAAAGAUGUAUGGUCGUAAUGAGCUGAUAGCCAGAUACAUCAAGCUACGGACAGGGAAAACCCGCACACGCAAACAGGUGUCUAGUCACAUACAGGUGUUAGCUCGGAAGAAAGUGCGGGAAUACCAGGCAGGUCUAAAGGCCAUGAACUUGGAUCAGGUCUCUAAAGACAAAGCUCUUCAAAGCAUGGCUGCACUCUCGUCUGCUCAGAUCGUUUCAGCCAGUGUGAUGAAGAACCAACUUCCUCCCCUUCCCCAGUCACCAUAUCCUCCCUCAGCCAGGUUCUGGCCUGGUCCAAUCCCAGGGCAGCCCGGACCCUCCCAAGACAUCAAACCUUUUACACAAAACCCGUACUCAGGUUUACCAGCCCCAGUGCCAACACCCAUCUCCAGCUAUGAACCCCUACCCACCACCCUCCCCCCAAACACAGUGCCUGUGUGGCAGGACCGAACCAUUGCCUCCUCCAAACUACGGCUGCUGGAGUACUCAGCGUUCAUGGAGCUCCAGAGAGACCCGGAUACUUACAGUAAACAUCUGUUUGUACACAUCGGCCAGACAAACCCCUCUUACAGCGACCCGAUUUUGGAGGCGGUGGAUAUCAGACAGAUCUAUGAUAAGUUUCCGGACAAGAAGGGAGGACUAAAGGAGCUUUAUGAGAACGGCCCACAGAAUGCCUUCUUCCUAGUCAAGUUCUGGGCGGAUCUGAAUAGUGGAGGAGUUCAGGAUGGUCCCGGAUCAUUCUAUGGCGUGAGCAGUCAGUACAGCAGUACCGAGAAUAUGACCAUCUCUGUCUCCACCAAGGUCUGCUCCUUUGGCAAACAGGUGGUGGAGAAAGUGGAGACAGAAUACGGGCAUAUGGAGGGAGGUCGAUGUGUCUUUAGGAUCCAUCGCUCUCCCAUGUGUGAGUACAUGAUCAACUUUAUCCACAAACUCAAACACCUGCCAGAGAAAUACAUGAUGAACAGCGUCUUGGAGAACUUCACUAUCCUACAGGUUGUUACUAACAGGGACACGCAGGAGACAUUGUUGUGUAUUGCCUUUGUUUUUGAAGUUUCCAUGAGCGAGCAUGGGGCACAGUACCAUGUUUACCGACUGGUGAAGGACUGA